UGGGAAGUUGUGUCCCUCACGGCAUCCGCGUAUGCUUCAGAGCCUGGUCCGCAGGAAUUUGACCCUACCUCUGAGAGCAAAGAGAAGGAGAACAUGACUGAACGUGAGUCUUCUGCAGCAUUAUUCAUGUCCGGUCAUUUUGUGUUUCCACCCAGUGAGCAUGAGAAUCUCCCGAUAGAACCUGACACAAGCAAAAUCCAUGGUGAGCCAACAAUGAUUGGUGGUGAUAAUGGAAUUGAUGAUUCUGAUAGAGAAAAGUUGCAGACUGAAUCUGAUGAUCUCCAGUAUGAUAUCGAGUUUUCUGAAGCACAUAAAAGCAGCACCAAAUCUGAGGCUGAAGAACCUUCUGAUGUGAACAUGGAAUCUCCUCAUGAUCAUGCAAAACCAGGUGGAGAUGAGAUUGAUGGAUCCAACCUUCCUUGCCAAGCAUGGUGGAAGAGGCAUGCAGUAUCUUUGUAUAAACAGGCAAAGGAGGCCGGUACUUUUUGGUCUGUUGUUGUAGCUGCUGCCGUCAUGGGAAUUAUAAUUGUGAGGCAAAGAUGGCAUCAAGACAAAUGGAGAUUUAGCAUCAACGAUGAGAGGAUGAGCAGGAUGAUGAGACCAAUCGGCCGAUUUAAGGAUGUUAUGGUUGGCGGCCACCAGCCUAACCGACUGAUACAUUGAGUCGGUGUGUCAGCCCGGCUUUUGAGCUGUUGAUGGCGGCACGGAUGAAUAAAAAUCAUAUGCAUGUGAGAUGUAUCACCGCGAAGUUUGGCAACAUGAUUCGAUGCCUGUAUGUCUUGCAAACUUGCAAACUCAAAAGUUCUAAUGUGUUCUGGUUAAUCUUCGUCUCUUUAUUUAUAUCAUACACUUCGUGUUUAAAAUAUAUGAGGUUCUAAAUGAUUGGUUCA
Molecule: messenger RNA, 890 nt
Organism: Musa acuminata AAA Group (dessert banana)
Lineage: Eukaryota; Viridiplantae; Streptophyta; Magnoliopsida; Zingiberales; Musaceae
Product: ATG8-interacting protein 1-like
Exons: 3
Coding region: 94-663 (189 amino acids)
Cellular component (GO): intracellular membrane-bounded organelle
Source: RefSeq, a predicted model, not a curated record